GUAGCCCACUAGCCCAUAAGCCAUAAUUUAUCGCCUACGCUUUUGUCAGCAGUCAUCUAGCGCAUUUUGCGUUCGAGUUGUUUCGAGUGCUUUCUUUACCUGUUUGCAGAUAUGUGAAAAAUAACGUUUACAGUGGGCUAAAUAAAAGUUGCCCGAUCUUCUACUGAGAUACCGUUUUGAGGGAGGGACUUAUAGGCUACUGCUGCUAUUGCCUCUGACAGUUUGGUGUUUAUUUUCCCCAGACGAGCUUCUGUAAGGUGCCCCACCGUCGAGCAUCAUGUUGACCCUCCUGUUAAGAAGUUGGAGCGUGCUUGGCUGCCUUCUAGUCCUGAGCCUGCCCCCUAUCUCCAGGCAAGAGGAGCGUGGCAAGCUCCUGCUGGUCUCGUUCGACGGCUUCCGCUGGGACUACAUCCACCGCGUGCCCACGCCCAACUUUGACGCCGUGAUGCGGGAGGGCGUCCGGGUGGACAGGGUGGUGAACUCCUACAUCACCAAGACGCUGCCCAACCACUACACGCUGGUGACGGGCCUUCACGCCGAGAGCCACGGCAUCGUCGCCAACGAGAUGUUCGACCCGCACCUCAACCGCUCCUUCUCCAUGGACGGCCAGAGCGCCUACGAGUCGCGCUGGUGGGAGGAGGCUGUGCCGCUGUGGGUGACCAAUCAGCGGGCCGGCGGGCGAAGCGGGGCGGCCAUGUGGCCCGGCUCGGACGUGGAGAUCCGCGGGGCCUACCCGACGCACUACUUGCCGUACAACGCCUCCGUGCCCUUCCAGAGUCGCGUGGGCCAGCUGCUCAGCUGGUUCACGGCCCCCGACCCCAUCGACUUCGGCGUGCUCUACUGGGAAGAGCCCGACGAGAGCGGACACAACCUGGGGCCCGAAAGCCCACUGCUGGACGUGGUGAUCGCAGACAUCGACGACAAGCUGGGCUACCUGCGCGAUCAGCUGAAGUGGGCCGGGCUGUACGACAACGUCAACCUGAUCGUGACUAGCGACCACGGCAUGACCCAGCUGUCGUCGGUGAAGAUCAUUGAGUUGGACAGCUACAUCGGUCGCGACAAGUAUACAUGGGUCGACAAGAGCCCGGUGGUUGGCAUUAUACCCAAGGAAGGUUGUUUUGAUGAGGUCUACACCUCACUCCUGAAUGCCAAUCCAAACUUGGAUGUUUACAAGAGGGAAGACAUUCCCGACCACUACCAUUACAGACACAAUGACCGGAUAAUGCCUAUUCUCCUGGAGGCCCGGGAAGGAUGGACAAUUGUGCAGAACAAGACUAAAAAAAUGAUGUUGGGGAACCAUGGUUACAACAACACACUGCCGAGCAUGCACCCUGUGUUCGUUGCACGUGGACCUGCUUUCCGAGGCAACUACGUGAUGGAUACCAUGCACUCUGUCGACCUUUACCCCCUGAUGUGCCACAUCCUGGGCGUGCCCCCGAUGCCCAACAAUGGCUCCCUGGCCAACGUCCUGGAUCUCCUCAAAGAGGUGCCUCCAGUGGCUCCUGCUCUCGUUCCUGAUCCGACUCAAGCUCCCACUUCUGUUCACACUCCCACUGCUGCCCACACUCCUGCUCCCGCUCAAACGCCCAGGCCCCUGGCUCCGUCUAAGCCCAGGGAGCCGUCAUACGCCUGGGUUGUGGGCCUCCUUCUGGGCACUACCCUGGUGGUGAUCUUCCUCUUCAUCUUCUUGAAGCAGGUGACGCUGAAACAGGUGCCUACGCUCCCGCUCGGCAAUCGGGAGAUUUCGCAACCCUUGCUCUACGAAGAACUGCGGCUCUAAGACACGUCUGUAGCAACUUUGUACUUAUUACACUUAUUUAUAAUAACAUGUUUUUUUCGAGCAAGGGAACAGCACGUAGAGAUCCCCAGAGCAAGCUGUCGUCUCCUUUAUGUGUAACACUUUAGGCAUUAGAGGUGCUAUAAGUCAUUUUUUUGUUGUGAAAAAAAAAAAUGAAAUGCUUCUAGACCUACAAUACGGAGUUAUUACAGAAUCAUCAUUAUGGCAUCUGUUUUGCAUCCUGAUUCUUUGAGGGUUUUUUUAUUAUUAUUUUUAUUUUAUUUUUUUUAUUUGGAGGCUUCUGAAAUGCGAGCGCGAAUGCGAAGUCCAUUGAACAAGACUGAAACAGGUGUAAGAAAAUUGAAAUGCACUCUAAUAUUAUCAAAAACUCUUAAUCCUGCUUUCAGUAUUACACUAUCAUUGUAAGUCUAGAGACAUUUUUACCUUUUUUUUCGCCAACAGAUAGUUAGUGCACCUUUAAGCAUUGAACAACGUCCUCAGGUGUUCAGAGAUCCUGCUGUGACUCUAAUCCUGUAAUACAAGUUUUCACUGAUGGUUUGUCCUUGUCAUGGUCACUAAAUCACAUGAGCAACCAAAGAGGUGGUAAACAUUAAAGUAGCAGUCACCUAAUUCUUCCCACUCGAGCUGUGCUAUGAAUGACUAUAAAGGCUAGCCAUCUGGCUGCGGACUAACCGCUUCAUGAUUUAUUCCCAUCAAAGUAUUCUUUAGCUAGAUUUAGUGAAUUUAGUUGCUAAACGCUGUUGGGUUCGAACUGGAUUUGGCAGCUAAGUGUUCUCCCACUGUUGAAUGGGAGUUACUGCUCUCAGGCACUGCAUUGAUAGUCAGACCAACCCUGGACACAGGUAAUAGACCCCUCUUAACUGUACGUACACACCGUCGCCGACUUGAGCUUCCAAAGGUACAGGAGGUCAUUCAUUGUCAAUGGAAGCCGGCUUCUCUCAGCUGCAAGAAGCGGCAAAUCCGUCGGCGCCCCAUGCGUCCUUGGCAGGGCGUCCAGAGCUUCUUGGAAGCUCAAGUCGGCGGCGGUGUGUACGUACAGUAAGGGUUAUGGUGGGAUUUUUUUAAAAUAUAUAUAUAUAUUUUUAAAAGUCACCAUUUCUUUGGAACUAAUUUUGUGUUCCAAUACCACAAUGCCUUUGUAUUUCCUCGCAAUAGUUUUGCAUUGUCUCUUAAGAACCAAUGUAAAACUAUUUGUGUCAAAUAUUUUGCUAGGGAAUGCAAACCUAAUGCCAGGGGAAACACAUCUUAUUGCAAGGGAAUGCUGAACAUAUUGCGAGGGAACAUUAGCAUAGUCCCCUACCCCCACCCCCAAAAUGUUCACCUGAAAAAAAAAAAAUCUCACCAUGUCCCUUGGGGCGGACUCCAUAAUAGGUCACAAAGCAGAAUGAGACUAAUAACACACAAGUGUCUAAUGCAGCUGACAAUGAAUUUUAAGAGAAGGUUUUCUUUGUUCAGUACUAGAUUAAGUCUAGCUGCCAGUGUUGUUUUUUUUUUAUUAUAUGUAUUGCUUUGUUUGCAUUUUUAAUAGGUCUGCAAGAAUUAAUAGAAGAUUAUGUGUGGUGUACUUCUUUUUCUCCCAUCUUAAUUCAUAAUUGUAUUAAGGUUAAGUGCAAUUACUUUUAAAAGUUUUCUAUGUUGUGUUUGAAAUGCAAGUAGAGAUGAGUCUGUAUGUUUUCAUUUUGGUUGAACUACUAAGGUUGGUAGUUGAAAAAGCUUCUUGUAUGUUGCGCUCUUUAUUAAGAGCAAGCUAAAAUUAAGGAAAAAAAUAUAGCCUAUUUAAAAGAGUAAUAUACUAGAGGAUAGGUGGCUUUAUUGAUAAACAUGUUUUGCACAAUUUAUUUAGUGCUUUUAAAAGGGAAUUUCCUAAUGCCAAACUUUGAGAGGAGGGUGGGGGUAUAGAUGUCUGAUAAACAGCUAAAAAUAUUGCACCACAAAAGUAGAAGUUUUUCUCCAAUUCAAUGUCAGAUCAUUAAGGUUACUUUUGAGCAUGGCAUCUUGUGCAAAUAUGGUCAUUCAUGGGACGUUAACAACACUGUGAUCUACCUUCUCCAGGUAAAGAACUUUUAAGAAGUAUUGUAUUUCAUGUGUUCUUCGAUGUAGGCAUUGCCUUCCAGGUCUAUGCGGGCCUUACGAGAAAAGAAACUGUUUAUGUUCUGUGGCUUAACUAUUGUUUAGUGAAGAAAAUUAACUGGAUUACCAGAGUAAUGGUGACAUUUCCUCAAUCGUUUCAGUGGCUACUACGAUGUGCUUUUGUUUUUACUUACGAUUUUAACAAAUCUUAAGUGUUACAUGUUCAAAUUGUUGGUUUUGAUUAAAAGGAGUAGUGACAACA
Sardina pilchardus (European sardine) is the source of this 4130-nucleotide messenger RNA. RefSeq names its product ectonucleotide pyrophosphatase/phosphodiesterase 5 (gene enpp5). Bases 278 to 1780 code for a protein of 500 amino acids. Lineage: Eukaryota; Metazoa; Chordata; Actinopteri; Clupeiformes; Clupeidae. The record is from RefSeq and is a predicted model, not a curated record. The transcript has 4 exons.